CAUGCAUGGUGCUGUCAUUCCAAGCUUCACAAUAAUAGUUAACUUGUUGCUUUGCUAUUUCUUUUCUUUUUCUUCUUUUUCUUCUUUUUCUUCCUUUGGCUUGUCUUUCUUUGUUCCCUCCGAAGCCUAUUCUUCAUUUUACUCCAAUUUCUUUGUCCGCGCACGGGCUCCAGUUGGGGAUGUGACGGACAUGCAUCCGAGAUUGAUGACAGCGGGCGGGUUUGUUUGACCCCGCUCGGACUAGCAGUAGUAGUUGGAGUUGAUCGGUUAGCCGAGUUCACAAGAGCAAGCAAGACUGACCAGAUCCAAACCUUCGUUGUCGUAAAAAAGUGUGACGAUAAUCGCCAUCAAGGCCCAGCCCCGUCAGUGCGCAUAUCGCCCAAGGCAUGAGCCAAUUGGGUCCGAUAUGUUUGACUUCGGAUAUAAUGAGAAUGGAAGCAGAAAAUGCACCACGCCAGCCACUAUUAAUCUAACUGUCAAUGGAAGUCGGUUCUGCCGAUGCCGACAGCUUAAUCUGAAUCGCUUAUUACGCUGUUGUCCUAGUCUCCCAGCCACAUUUCUCGAAAUAGACAGACUAUGCCCAGAACAUCUUAAUGCCCUGUGCUAAGGCAACUAUUGAGGAAAAAGUGUUGAUGGAGUGCAUGAUACCUGAUC
Molecule: messenger RNA, 654 nt
Organism: Talaromyces proteolyticus
Lineage: Eukaryota; Fungi; Ascomycota; Eurotiomycetes; Eurotiales; Trichocomaceae
Exons: 1
Source: RefSeq, a predicted model, not a curated record